This is a messenger RNA of Coregonus sp. 'balchen', 4643 nucleotides long. The record is from the annotation of a GenBank genome assembly. Lineage: Eukaryota; Metazoa; Chordata; Actinopteri; Salmoniformes; Salmonidae.
AUGCCAUUGCCAUCCACAGCCAGACCGCCCAGCUCCCAGACUGUCCUGGUGACUGGGAAUCCCUCUGGACUGGAUACUCCUUUGUCAUGGUAACAACCUAGCCUGGUGGGACCAUCCUGACCUUUGUCAUGGUAACAACCUGGCUUGGUGGAACCAUCCUGACCUUUGUCAUGGUAACAAGUGGUAACAGUGGUCCUCUGUAGCUCAGCUGGUAGAGCACGGCGCUUGUAACGCCAAGGUAGUGGGUUUGAUCCCCGGGACCACCCAUACACAAAAAUGUAUGCACGCACGACUGUAAGUCGCUUUGGAUAAAAGCGUCUGCUAAAUGGCAUAUUAUUUAUUAUUAUUAUUAACAACCUAGCCUGGUGGAACCAUCCUGACUUUUGUCAUGGUAACUACCUAGCCUGGUAGAACAAUCCUGACCUUUGUCAUGGUAACUACCUAGCCUGGUGGAACCAUCCUGACCUUUGUUAUGGUAACAACCUAGCCUGGUGGAACCAUCCUGACUUUUGUCAUGGUAACUACCUAGCCUGGUGGAACCAUCCUGACCUUUUGUCAUGGUAACAACCUAGCCUGGUGGAACCAUCUUGACCUUUGUCAUGGUAACUACCUAGCUUGGUGGAACCAUCAUGACCUUUGUCAUGGUAACAACCUAGCCUGGUGGAAUUAUCCUGACCUUUUGUCAUGGUAACAACCUAGCCUGGUGGAACCAUCCUGACCUUUGUCAUGGUAACAACCUAGCCUGGUGGAACCAUCCAGACCUUUGUCAUGGUAACUACCUAGCCUGGUGGAACCAUCCUGACCUUUGUCAUGGUAACUACCUAGCCUGGUGGAACCAUCCUGACCUUGUCAUGGUAACUACCUAGCCUGGUGGAACCAUCCUGACCUUUGUCAUGGUAACUACCUAGCCUGGUGGAACCAUCCUGACCUUUGUCAUGGUAACUACCUAGCCUGGUGGAACCAUCCUGACCUUUGUCAUGGUAACUACCUAGCCUGGUGGAACCAUCCUGACCUUUGUCAUGGUAACUACCUAGCCUGGUGGAACCAUCCUGACCUAUUUCACUUCACAUAUCAGUCUGGCAUUCCUCUUCAUUGAAACAUUUUGAGCAUAUGUCUGUAAUGAAGGGCAUUAUUCAAAACUAACUUGUCUGCGUUUGAAUCACCUUCAACCAAUCAGAGGAAGGCCUAAUUCAAAGCACAGUGUUUGGCAACGUGUGAUUUUGUCCUAGAUCCACCUUUUGUUUCUGAGAGGAUGCUGAUUGGACCGAUUCUAACUUAUUGCAAAUGGCCAUCUAUUGGAGAAAGGCCAGACUGAUUCAUCAAGUGAAACAGUCUGGUAAACGGGGCAAUCAGGCUGGUUCCACCAGGCCACUAACAACCUGCUCCCUGUAUUACGCAUAUCCAUAUACUGUUUCAUAUCUGUACAGGUUAUGUGUAAAUUGAUAAAUGCGAUUGAUAUGAAUGAUAUGAAUGAUAUAAUGAUGUAAAUGAUAUGAAUGAUAAUGAUGUGAAUGAUAUGAAUGAUAAUGAUGUGAAUGAUAUGAAUGAUAAUAAUGUGAAUGAUAUUAAUGAUAAUGAUGUGAAUGAUAAUGAUGUGAAUUAUAUGAAUGAUAAUGAUGUGAAUGAUAUGAAUGAUAAUGAUGCGAAGGAUGUGAAUGAUAUUAAUGAUAAUGAUGUGAAUGAUAUGAAUGAUAAUGAUGUGAACGAUAUGAUGAUAAUGAUAUGAAUGAUAAUGAUGUGAAUGAUAUGAAUGAUAAUUAUGUGAAUGAUAACGAUGUGAAUGAUAUGAAUGAUAAUGAUAUGAAUGAUAAUGAUGUGAAUGAUAAUGAUGUGAAUGAUAUGAACGAUAAUGAUGUGAAUGAUAACGAUGUGAAUGAUAUGAAUGAUAAUGAUGUGAAUGAUAUGAAUGAUAAUGAUAUGAAUGAUAUGAAUGAUAAUGAUGUGAAUGAUAUGAAUGAUAAUGAUGUGAAUGAAAUACAUAGUAGCAGCAUGUGGAGCAGAGUCCAUUGUGACAUCAUUCAAAACUCAGUCUAACUAACUCUCCUUCUCUAUACUGCUCUACCCCUCACCUCUUCAAACCCCCGCUUUCCGUCUGCCGCUUUCCGUCUGCCGCUUUCCGUCUGCCGCUUUCCGUCUGCCGCUUUCCGUCUGUGGCUUUCCAUCUGUCAUCUCCUUUCUUUUCCCCUUUCUCCUCACCUCUCCUCGUUUUCUAUACUCAUCUUCUCCUUUCCAUACCCUAUUGCUUCCCAUCUCUUUUCUCUUCCGCCUCUCUCCUUUUCUCCCAGCAAACGGGUGCGGGUGCUGAGGGGUCGGGCCAGCCUCUGGUCUCCCCAGGCUCGUGUCUGGAACACUUCCGCCAGGUCCCCUUCAUCGAGUGUCACGGCCGGGGAACCUGUAACUACUUCCCUGACUCCUACAGCUUCUGGCUGGCCUCGCUCGACCCCAACCACAUGUUCAGGUUAGAAUCAUCACAGCAGAGAUUGAUUCAGUGUGUAUGUGCAUGCUUGUGUGUGUGUGAGUGCGUGGUGGGGAUUACGGUUCUGGAGGGCUGCAAAGUGUGUGCAGACGUUUGUUCGAGCCCAGCUCUAACAUGAAAUGUCCACAUAUCUAUGCCCAACCCAUCUAUCUAUACUGUAUCAUAUUCUGUUUUGUUCUACAGUGCCUUGCAAAAGUAUUCAUCCCCCUUUGUUGCAUUAAAACUUGUAAUUCAAAUUGAUUUUUAUUUGGAUUUCAUGUAAUGGACAUACAAAAUAGGCAAAAUUGGUGAAGUGAAAUGAAAAAAAAUCAAAAAAAUUACGGAAAAGUGGUGCGGCAGUAUUUAUUCACCCCCUUUGCUAUGAAGCCCCUAAAUAAGAUCUGGUGCAACUAAUUACCUUCAGAAGUCACAUAAUUUGUUAAAUAAAGUCCACCUGUGCGCAAUCUAAGUGUCACAUGAUCUGUCACAUGAUCUCAGUAUAUAUACACCUGUUCUGAAAGGCCCCAGAGUCUGCAACAACACUAAGCAAGGGGCACCACCAAGCAAGCGGCACCAUGAAGACCAAGAAGCUCUCCAAACAGGUCAGAGACAAAGUUGUGGAGAAGUACAGAUCAGGGUUGGGUUAUAAAAAAAUAUCCGAAACUUUGAACAUCCCACGGAGCACCAUUAAAUCCAUUAUAAAUAAAUGGAAAGAAUAUGGCACCACAACAAACCUGUCAAGAGAGGGCCGCCCACCAAAACUCACGGACCAGGCAAGGAGGGCAUUAAUCAGAGAGGCAACAAAGACCAAAUAUAACCCUGAAGGAGCUGCAAAGCUCCACAGCGGAGAUUGGAGGAUCUGUCCAUAGGACCACUUUAAGCCGUACACUCCACAGAGCUGGGCUUUACGGAAGAGUGGCCAGAAAAAAGCCAUUGCUUAAAGAAAAAAAUAAGCAAACACGUUUGGUGUUCGCCAAAAGGCAUGUGGGAGACUCCCCAAAUAUAUGGAAGAAGGUACUCUGGUCAGAUGAGAUUAAAAUUUAGCUUUUUGGCCAUCAAGGAAAACGCUAUCUCUGCCGCAAACCCAACACCUCUCAUCACCCCUAGAACACCAUCCCCACAGUGAAGCAUGGUGGUGGCAGCAUCAUGCUGUGGGGAUGUUUUUCAUCAGCAGGGACUGGGAAACUGGGCAGAAUUGAAGGAAUGAUGGAUGGCACUAAAUACAGGGAAAUUCUUGAGGGAAACCUGUUUCAGUCUUCCAGAGAUUUGAGACUGGGACGGAGGUUCACCUUCCAGCAGGACAAUGACCUUAAGCAUACUGCUAAAGCAACACUUGAGUGGUUUAAGGGGAAACAUUUAAAUGUCUUGGAAUGGCCUAGUCAAAGCCCAGACCUCAAUCCAUUUGAGAAUCUGUGGUAUGACUUAAAUAUUGCUGUACACCAGCGGAACCCAUCCAACUUGAAGGAGCUGGAGCAGUUUUGCCUUGAAGAAUGGGCAAAAAUCCCAGUGGCUAGAUGUGCCAAGCUUAUAGAGACAUACCCCAAGAGACUUGCAGCUGUAAUUGCUGCAAAAGGUGGCUCUACAAAGUAUUGACUUUUGGGGGGGUGAAUAGUUAUGCAUGCUCAAGUUUUCUGUUUUUCUUGUCUUAUUUCUUGUUUGUUUCACAAUAAAAGGUAUUUUGCAUCUUCAAAGUGGUAGGCAUGUUGUGUAAAUCAAAUGAUACAAACCCCCCCCAAAAAAUCAAUUUUAAUUCCAGGUUGUAAGGCAACAAAAUAGAAAAAAAGCCAAGGGGGGGUGAAUACUUUCGCAAGCCACUGUAUGCUAUACUCAACUAUACUAAACUAUGUUGGAUUUCAUUUGAUGUUGUAGACUUGUGUUUUAUGACGUAACUGUCAACUCUAAUGGUAUAAUGCCCUGUAUUUUACAGCACAGUAUACAGUAAUACUGCGUCAGAUUGGACUAAACCAUACGUCGUGGUGCUACUCCAAAGAGAGCCUAUUUCCUUACAGAGCAUACUUUACUGAUCUGGGGGGGGGGGGGGGGGGACAUGAUCCUAGAUCAGCCUGUUUUGUGUGCUCCCCCAUGCAGUAAGCCUGUGCCCCAGACGGUGAAGGGACGUCUUCUAGAGAAUGUCAUCAGUCGCUGCCGCGUCUGCAGGAAAGCACAUGGCCAUGGCAGUGUAUUGUAA